AUAUGACACCUUGUCAUUGGUGCUUGCUACCUAGUACCUAGUCUAGGACAUAGUCGAUGAUAUGACAUUGCAUUGAAAAUUACACACGUACCACAGAACGGCAGAAGUGAGAAUACCUUUGUCCGUACCAAGUAUCAAACUUGGAAUUCACCCCAAAAUUUAUCAGAUUUUGUGUAAAUCCAAACAAUCUCCAAGCUAACACUGCAUUUUGACUGUUCCACCUGGAAAUUUCACCAUACCCAUGAGAAACCCAGGUAAACAAAAGGAGGUGAAGCCUGAGAAUUUCAACAACAUUUCUAAAAAGCAAAAGAAAUUGCGGGCUGACAGGAUUAGGAAGAAAUAUUUUCGUUUAUCUCGGGCAUUAAGGAAAUGUGAUUCGGUUCAAGAUAAAAAAAAUCAUCCAAAGCUGAAUGUUGAAUAUCCAGCUACCGUGAAAAUGAUGGUGAAAGGGAACGUUUCUGGUGGUUUCUUCUUGAGACUUCCUCUGCCCUUUUGUAAGGCGCAUAUACCAGUAAAAAAUCCUACUAUUAUGGUACUCGAGACAGAUACUGGAGAACGAUACGAAGCCAAGUAUCUGCCUCAUUGUUAUGGACUCAGUGGUGGGUGGAGAAGGUUUGCCAUAGACAUGAAAUUGGAACAAGGAGAUACUCUUAUUUUUCAAUUGGUUCAACCUACCAAAUUUAAGAUAUUUUUCAUACGGGUGAAUUCCACAAAUGAAGUCCAUUUUCCUGUUUAUCUCCUUAACUUGGUAAAUCGCGUUAAGGAAAGAGUUUCAAGCAAAGCAGGCAGAAACCAGCAAAGCUUCUAUAACAGAGGGGAAGUACAUCAUAAUUACUUGCAGAGGAAGAUAAAGGAGUUAAGGGCUAAGAAGUUUUGGAGGAAAGAUUUGGUUGUGCCUCAGGUCUUAGGGAAAGGUGAUUUGGUUCAUGCUAAAAAUAUUCAGUCAGAGCUGGACUUUGAACAUCCAGUUACCGUGAAAUGGUUGAUGAAAGGGAACAUUUCUAGGGGUGGUACUUUGGCACUUCCUGCGCCAUAUUGUAGGGCGCAUUUACCCGUGAUAGUUACUAAUAUGGUACUCGAGACAGAAACAGGAGAACAAUACACUACCAAGUAUCUGCCUCAAUCUUGCAGACUUAGUGCUGGGUGGUUUAGGUUUGUGACAAAAAUGAGACUGGAAGAAGGAGAUGCUGUUGUUCUCCACUUAAUCGAGGCUGCCAAAUUUAAGGUAUACAUCAUAAGAGCAAAUGCAAAGGAAGUCAAUCUCCCAAAUCAUCUCCUUGAUUUAUUGAGUCAUGUUAAGCAGAGCAUUCCGUGUAAAGCAGAUAGCAGGCAGCUAAUCGUGUACACAAGGAAAGUAGAUCGAAUAGAACAACAGUUACGUUGGAAGAGUGCAAGGCUCAAAUCCAGAAAUGGUGAAGGUUCCAUUUUAGUUGGUCAAGGUGUUUUGUUCAGUAAUAUUACUAGCUUUGAAGAGUUUAAAGCGGUUAUGAACAAGUUGAUUCAAAACCACCAGCUGCCUCACUAUGCUCUACAUGAUUAUUACCAACUCUGUUGCAAUCAGAAUGCUUUCCUUCACGCUCAUUUAUUCAGAGGAUUCAAUCCAAGGUUGAAUAAUCAGAUCAUUGCUGGAGCCAUUACAAGAAUUAUACUUGACACAGUCAACAUAGCUAACGAGUUGAGUACUUGCAAGCUCUCCACCUUCCUCCAAAAGUAUGAAUUAUGGGACCAAUCCUUGAAGACGUAUGAAGCUUAUGGAAUGAAUGUCAGCUUCAUCCUUGCUCGUCUACAACACCUCAAGAACCUUGCUGUAAGUUCAGAAGGUGCAACAGACAGGAGUCGAUAUGAAGAAGCAUGUCAUGAGAAUGAGCGUGCAAAAGGUGAAGUAAGAAAACUCGACCUAAUACUUGCUAAGUUGCAGACAUUAGAGUUGAAGCUUGGAGAGGAAACAUACAGACAAGGGUAUUCUUUGGCUAAGUGUGUUAAAGCCGAGAUAGGUAGCCUUGAAGUUCUGAUACAAGAGUUAGGAGAGUUUUUGUCUCAAUAUGAUGCUCACAUUCAGGAAUUGAAGUUAAAGGUGAAGGCCCAUGAGUAUAAAUUUCAUGAAAAAGUUAGUACCCCAUGGUUGCACUUGUACUCCCCUACUUUCGAAUCUCUAGAGCCUUCAAACUGAUUAUACAUACUCUAAUGUUGAAGAGCUUAAACUAAUCUCGUACUUGGUUAUUUAUCUUUGUAAGUUAAGCUUCUACUGGUAAUUUACUAACUCUGAUUUUUCAUGGAAAUAUUUGCAGUCUGCAAUAUCA
Messenger RNA from Spinacia oleracea (spinach), 2300 nucleotides. Its product is annotated as B3 domain-containing protein Os01g0234100. NCBI's taxonomy places the organism in Eukaryota, Viridiplantae, Streptophyta, Magnoliopsida, Caryophyllales, Amaranthaceae. Gene Ontology annotation, molecular function: DNA binding. The transcript is spliced from 9 exons. The record is from RefSeq and is a predicted model, not a curated record. Bases 242 to 2170 code for a protein of 642 amino acids.